This is a messenger RNA of Acanthosepion pharaonis, 2289 nucleotides long. NCBI's taxonomy places the organism in Eukaryota, Metazoa, Mollusca, Cephalopoda, Sepiida, Sepiidae. The record is from the annotation of a GenBank genome assembly.
AUGGCAGAACAAGCAGAGGAUGGCAUGGUCGCUGCUUUUCGGACUAAUCCAGAAAGAGAGAAUGAGCUGGCACCUGAGCAAAUACAACAGCCAACCAGGCCUGCCUAUCAAUGGGUUGAUAUUACUGAUGAAUUCACAAGGGCAUGUUCUGAACUUAGACUUGGAGAGCUCCUUCGGGAUUCCUCCUUCAGCCUGUUUGAGGCUAUGUCAGCAAUUGAGAUGAUGGAUCCCAAGAUGGAUGCUGGGAUGCUUUGUAAUCAAACAAAACGAAAAGUAUUGAAUUUUGACCAAUCAAUUCAGGCUGGAAGUGUAAAAAUAAAAGAUCUAACUUACCCUGAAUUAAUUGGGAUCAUGGAUGCCACUUUAGCCUGCCUUGUUACCUGGCUUGAAGGCCAUUCUCUUGCACAGACUGUAUUUACCAAUCUCUACCUGCAUAACCCAUAUAUCAUUGAAGACAGAUACCUGAAGGCAUUUUGCAUAUGUAUGCUGAAAAUAGUCGAUAUCAUCAGAGAUCGAGUGAACAGGGCUGGAGCUUUUGAAGAAGAAGAUUUCCAACCCGUCACUUAUGGAUUCAAAAUGGCUGCUGAAACUUCUGAUGUGCGUGCAAUUGGAAUGAUGAAGGAAGUUGAAGAAGAACUGAACAGAAUAAUUAAGAAUACUCGAAGUAAACCUGGUACCCAAAGGGAUUCUGAUACUGAAUUAGAGCACAAUUUAUCAGUUGCUGUCUACAACAGAAUAAAAUUUUACCGAAUGUUUUUGACCGUGCUGAUGUCUUUCAGUAAGGAAAAAUGUGAAGGCAUUCCCCAGGCACAAAGGUUGCUGACUCAAUUGAUAGAACUUGUGCCAGCUAUGACAAGUGAAUUAGAUCUUGGAAUUCAAGCUGAAGGAGGAGGAGUUACAAAAACAGAUUAUCCAACGAUCAUGGGAUUUGAAUCUCUUGUAAACCAGCGUCUGCUACCUCCUACAUUCCCUCGUUAUACAAUGAUCAAGAGCCGUAAAGAAGCUUUAUAUUAUAUGGAACAUCAGCUUCUCCGCCGAUUACAGACAGUCACUUUCAUCACAGAGAUCACUUCCUUGCACAAUAUGCUAGAAGUGUUUACAGAAUUUAGCAAGACUUGCCCAUGUGUUCUUUCAAGAUCUUUGUUACAGUUACUAUUUCUUCCUUUCAGUAAGAAGUUGUUUGGUAUUUAUUCAAUUGUUGACUCACUAAAAGAAAGCAUCAGAAAUUUCAUUGCACCGGUUGCUCUGUUUCCAAAAUCUAACCUGUAUAGCAACCCCCAAGCAAAAGAGUAUGUGGAUGCCUUUUUAAAUAAAGCUGUUCGUCCCAUCUGCACAAUUUUUCAAAUCACAGGACAUAAUAGAGCUCGACAGCGUGAGAAAUGGACACACAUCUUGGAGGAACUUGCAGCUCUACAAGAAGAGGCAGAUAAAGUGGAUUCUUACCUCCAUAACCAGUUGAUCAAAACUGAACCAACCAAAGUGCACCUUGCCUGUUUUGGAACCUGGGUCCUCUACCACACCCUUUAUGUGAUGAUCAACUACACUCUAGCUGGACUAGAGCUUGAACUGUAUGCCCCGUAUGAAUACCAUUACAUUUUCUGGUAUCUGCAUGAAAUGUUGUAUGCCUGGAUGGUUUCUACUCUGAUCAGAGCUGACAGCUUUUUGAUGGAACAUGAAGCUCAAAAUGACCAGCAAGUAAAAGGAAGAAACAACAGGAAAAAUAAGAAAAAGAAGCGGACCAAGACAUUAAGCCGAGAAAUUACUCUGAACCAAGGGCAUCAGCAGCUCUUUGGAGGUUAUCAUAAGGCUUUGAUGGGCUUCCAGUUGGAUGGCAGGAUGAAGCAGGCAAAGUUUGAAUUUGACAAUGAAGAAGUUCGCUAUUCUCAUCGAUUUGCUCCUUUUGUGCAUUUUGUUACACCUCCCAUGGUACAUUAUUCACGUUACAAGGAAAUGAAUGAUCCUGCUAAAUACAAUUAUGAACGAGCAUCUACAGAAAUGUAUGGACUUGCCUGUAAACAUUUUCAUCAAGCAAAAACAUUUUAUGAAAAUAUCCCCAAUCCUAAUGAGGAAAUUCAAAAUUUAAUAAAGAUUGCCAAGACAAACUUUGUUGUGAUGAAACUUUUACUCAGUGGCCAUAAAAAGGAUUCUUCAGAAGCUCCAGAAUUUGACUUCAACAGUGAAAAAAAGGUUUUCCGUGUUGGCAUUUUGGCAUCAUGGGUGGAAAAGCUGUUUUGCUUUUACUCCAAUUGGCCGGAUUUGUUACACUUGCUAGAAGUGGCUACAUUCUGA